Messenger RNA from Durio zibethinus, 4337 nucleotides. The record is from RefSeq and is a predicted model, not a curated record. Lineage: Eukaryota; Viridiplantae; Streptophyta; Magnoliopsida; Malvales; Malvaceae.
CAAAUCUUCUUUCUUUGUAUUUUUCAUCUAGUUGCUGCUGAUUAUUCGUCUUGAUCUUCGAGUUAAAUUUGAUUAAUGUUUUUAUUUAAUUACUUGCUAUUAGAGUUCAGUUAGGGUUUUGACUUUGAUCAAUUUGAGUUUUGAAAGAAAAUUUAUGUGCAAUUUUGUUUUUAGGGACUUUAAUUUUUUUCUAAGUCUCGUCAAUUCAUUUUGAGGAUGGAAUUGGAUCGGUUAUAGCUUAUGAAGCCUACAGGUUGUAGCACUGGAGUUUUAGGGAAUAUAAAAUUUUGGUUAUGUAGAACUUUGGAUUCAAAUUUAAGUUGGCACUUGGCACCGGAAUUUGGAGUUAGGGUUUCUUCAUAUUGACUGGAAUCGCAAUUCUGUAUCUUAACAUAGUUUAGUUAGUCUUGCAUUUGACUGUGUAGGUGAUAAAUAUCCUGUUGCAACCAUUACAUGUUUAGCUAUUGUCCAGAUCGUACCAUUCUCUGCACUAAAAUUUCAAAUUAACAUUACUAAUGUGAUUAACAGAUUUUAAUAUGGUGGUUCUUAACUUUGGUUCCUUAAAGUGAUAUUACUAUCUAACUUUGGUGAGUGAAGAUAGAGCCUGGUUCCUUUUCCUUUGUACUAAUUAUCUGCAAGUGCAAAGUGCACUACAAAGCUAUCAAUUAGGAGCCACUUGAUGGAAUAUAACAUGACAAGCUCCUCAGUUUUGGUAAAUUUGCCUGCUGCUGCCACCUUGAUCAUUCUCCUCCGAUAUUUUUCACUAGAUUAUGAAAUGCGGAGGAAAGCUGCUGUAUACAACAGCAAACCUGCAUCAACAAAUGCAAUGACUCCAAAGCGACUACCAGAGUUUCCUAAAGUUGUUGAACAUUCUGAUUGGAGAAGGAAAGUAAAUUCUCCUGUGGUCGAGGAUGCAAUAGAUCACUUUACAAGACAUCUUAUUUCUGAGUGGGUGACAGAUCAAUGGUAUUCUCGUUUAACACCUGAUAAAGAAGGCCCAGAAGAACUGGUGCAGAUCAUCAAUGGUGUUCUUGGGGAGCUUUCAGACCGCAUGAGAAAUAUAAAUCUCAUCGAUUUACUCACAAGGGACCUUAUUAAUCUCAUUUGUUCGCACUUGGAGCUUUUUCGUAUCAACAAAGCAAAAGUUGGAAGUCAGCAAUCUGGACCACUGACUAUUGAACAUCGAGAUACUGAAAUAAGACGUGUUCUGGCUGCAGAGAACAAACUGCACCCAGCUUUAUUCUCUGUUGAAGCCGAGCACAAGGUAUUGCAACAUUUGAUGGAUGGUCUCAUUUCUUUCACAUUCAGGCCUGAAGAUCUGCAGUGCUCUUUCUUUCGUUAUAUUGUCAGGGAGCUUCUUGCUUGUGCAGUAAUGCGACCAGUCUUAAACUUAGUGAGUCCAAGGUUUAUAAAUGAGAGGAUCGAAUCUGCUGUUAUAUCUAUGACAAAGGCUAAAGGAGGAAUUAAUGCUGCACAAGAUGCAUCUGAAUACAAACCAAAUGGCUCCUUAAGGAUCCCAUCUGAUCAUUUUUCUAAGUUUCUAGAUCCUUCUUCUACUGGUGUUGAACUUGUACAGUUAAAAACUGAUCAGUCCAGAGCUGCUGGAGGCACCACUGCAACAGAUAAUGUAAAUGGGACACAACUCUCGAAGGAUCCAUUGCUUUCUAUGGAUGCUCGAUCUUCCCGUUCAUGGAGCUCUGUUCCCGUGAACUCUCAAACUGGUGUUGAAAGAGGUAUCGAACGGCAUUGUUCAGGAGGAGAAUGGGGUGAUAUGUUAGAUCUCAUUUCACGUAGAAAGACUGAGGCCCUUGCCCCAGAAAAUUUUGAGAACAUGUGGACCAAAGGGAGAAACUACAAAAAGAAGGAGGGUGAAAAACGAUUAAUUGAGCAAGUCCCACAACAUUCCUCUGCUGGGAACCCUGCUACUGUGGAUCAUUCAAAAGCAAUAUCUAAGACCAGAGAGAAGUAUCCAACUAAGCUUAACUCAUCUGAUAGUCGUGCUGCUCAAUCUGUAUCGACUGAUCAGCGCCAAGUAGAAAAAUCAUUUCCACAUGAAUCUAGGAAUGUAUCAAGCUGCUCUUCAGUUGCAUCUUAUGAUGAACACAACCUUGUUGAUUUGGAGGAGGUGGAAUCGGAAAGCAGUGAUUCUUUUACUUCUGAAGAAGAAGAAAUAGGAAAUAUAACAGGUCUUGGUUCUCCUGGAACUAAAGUUUGGGAUGGUAAGAGUAACAGAAAUCUGACUGUUUCUCACAUUCAUCAUCCACUUGAAAAUCUUGAGGGCCGUAUGGUGAAGAAGGCUGGUGGAAGGCGUGUUCAGUUUCGGAGAUUAACCAAAACCCCAUCCAGCUGGAAAAGAUCUAGAUUGAACAGUCAGAAGUUGCCUGUCUGGCAAGAAGUUGAGAGGACAAGCUUCUUAUCAGGGGAUGGACAGGACAUACUUAAUUCACCGAACGGACAUGGAAAAGCUGAUGAUUCCAGUGAUGAUUCUGAGACUGAAUUCUUUGGUAGACUUCACAGUGGAGCAGCUGCUUCUUCAUCUGCUGCUUCUAUCUCUAUGUCAGAAAGUUGUAGUUUGACUGCUAAUUCCUUGCAGAAUUCGUUGGUGGCGGAUUCUUUCUUUAAAUUGAGAUGUGAGGUUUUGGGUGCAAAUAUUGUGAAGAGUGGCUCUAGAACAUUUGCUGUUUAUUCCAUAUCUGUUACAGAUGUAAAUAACAAUAAUAGUUGGUCAAUCAAGAGAAGGUUCCGACAUUUUGAGGAGCUGCAUCAGUGCCUUAAACAAUUUCCAGAGUAUAAACUUCACUUGCCACCAAAGCAUUUUCUCUCCACUGGUUUAGAUGUUCCUGUAAUACGAGAACGUUGUAAAUUGCUUGAUGGAUAUCUAAAGAAGCUCCUGCAACUUCCUACUAUUUCAGGAUCAAUUGAAGUUUGGGACUUUCUAAGUGUUGAUUCCCAGACAUAUGUAUUCUCAAAUUCUUUUUCUAUUGUCCAAACAUUGUCAGUUAACCUUGAAGAUAAUCCAUCUGAAAAGAGCAAAAAGGCCUCAAAUGUUAUGGGGCCACCGAUGGGUCCCUUAUCUUCUAAGAGGGAAAAAUUAGAUGCUGAAAGCAAGAAAUCUGCAUUGCAAAUGAAGCCUAACCUUGCAACGGGUGGAUUAACAAAUGCAAAAGAUGUGUUUUGUUCUCCAUCAAAACUUCCCAUUGAAGAACGGGGCAAGUCCUUUGAAGAUUCAGGCAGUGAUUCUGAUACUAGAAUGCAAAAAAAUUUGUUUGUAAGAAACAUGAGGAAGAAUGCUAGACGAGAGAACGAAAUAGUGGAAGAUGCUUCUGAGUUGCUUCUUGAUGCUGCUACGCACCCAACCCUUCCUACAGAGUGGGUGCCACCAAAUUUAAGUGUCCCAAUAUUAGAUUUGGUGGAUGUCAUUUUCCAGCUCCAGGAUGGUGGGUGGAUCAGGAGGAAGUUUUUUUGGGUGGCCAAACAAAUUCUACAACUUGGAAUGGGUGAUGCUUUUGAUGAUUGGCUGAUAGAAAAGAUCCAGCUGCUGCGCAAGGGCUCUGUUGUUGCUUCAGGAGUCAAGAGGAUUGAGCAGAUACUUUGGCCUGAUGGAAUAUUCAUAACCAAACAUCCAAGGCGUCAACGUCCGCCAUCAUCUAGUAGCCCAUCCCAAGCUUCACCUCGUAGUCCGCAUUCUCCUGAAAUACCUUCACCCAGAUUGAGUGAUGAACAGCAACAACUGGAAGCUGAACGUCGAGCAAAAUUUGUUUAUGAGCUAAUGAUUGACAAUGCACCUGCUGCCAUUGUGGGUCUUGUUGGUCGCAAAGAGUAUGAGCAAUGCGCUAAGGAUCUCUAUUUCUUUAUUCAGUCUCGUGUUUGUUUGAAGCUGCUGGCAUAUGACCUUGUUGAGCUUUUGCUGUUGUCUGCAUUUCCGGAGAUGGAUUAUGCAUUCAAGCAGUUGCAUGAAGAAAAACAUAAGUUUGGUGACUUUAAAGCAAACUAGUUACAUUUCAUACAAACGAGUUGAAUUGUAGAAAUCACGACUAGUCUGGCGUGGCUGAACCCCACCCCCCACCCCAAAAAAAAAAAAAAAGAAGGUAAGGUCUGGCCUGAUAUUUUCCCUCAGGUAUAAUGUUUGGAUUCAUGUCCGCCGUUGUCGUUUCAAUGCAUCUAGAAGAUAUACUUCAUUCAUAUACAGUGUCAAGAUCAUCCAUUCAUAUACAGGGCCAAAUACUGUAAACGGUCUUUUUUUUUUUUUUUAAUCUCACAUUUCGAGGAAGUUGUAAGUAGAUCUUGAGAUCAGUGAAAAUAUAUAAUGGAAAGCUUGUUCCUCUGAUUUCCUCUUU